AUGAGCGAGAGGCAGAGGGCCUUGCUCUGGGACCGUUUGGGGCGCGACGAGGAGGGGGUUGAGUUGCAUCCAUUGCCAAAGGGACACGCCUUCAGAGCCGAGCAAGACGCGCUGGCGCACUAUAGCUUUCCGGGGUGGGAGCAAAAGCGAGGCCUGCCACAAUACAGCAGCUUUGAGCACUCGGAUGGUCGUAGUCGAAGCUCGGAAGAGUUCAAGUGUGCGACGGGAAAGUCUAUUACGGAUUGGGACUCUGAGAACGUCCCCGGCCUCGUGAAGGGGGGAGGGAAAGGAGGCAAGAAGGGGGGCGCUGCAAAGCGGCCCACUCGAAGCAGGGGUGUGUUCGUGUUCUGCUGUCCACAUCGGGUGAUCUACGGCUUCCAUGUCAUGCUUCGAGGCGAAAGCCCACGGGACCCAUUUGCGGUUCUGUACACGCGAUUGAGGCGCGAGGAUCUCCCGGAGGUGGUGGUCUACGACAACGCGUGCGCCCUUCGCAACUAUUGUAUGAGACGCGCACCGGCGCACUUUGCAAAUGUACGGUUCGUGGUGGACAGGUUUCACUACGCAAAGGCAGGCGCCGAGGUCCACAAGUGUGGGCCAAGCAACUCCGCGGACAGCUACGACUCGCUUCGCUGGGUCAACACAUCGGCCGUGGAGUCUGUCAACUCCUUUCUGAAGGGGUUUCGGUCUCUCGGCUGGUACUCGGGGCUUGAAAGCUUUAUGGUGAUCCUCCCGCUUCUCCUCGAUGCCUACAAUGCUGGGCUGAAGCGGGUGGAUGAUGCAAAGCUAGGCGUGGGAAUUGCUGCGAGUGCAUGUGUGGUCGAUUGCAAUCUGUGCGGUGCUGCUCCGGGGAUAGGUAGGUGCGGCCACGGAAGAUGGUCGAUUUGA
Molecule: messenger RNA, 885 nt
Organism: Klebsormidium nitens
Lineage: Eukaryota; Viridiplantae; Streptophyta; Klebsormidiophyceae; Klebsormidiales; Klebsormidiaceae
Source: the annotation of a GenBank genome assembly